Messenger RNA from Sinocyclocheilus rhinocerous, 1642 nucleotides. RefSeq names its product small conductance calcium-activated potassium channel protein 2-like. The transcript is spliced from 7 exons. Bases 190 to 1635 code for a protein of 481 amino acids. Gene Ontology annotation, molecular function: small conductance calcium-activated potassium channel activity; calmodulin binding. Gene Ontology annotation, cellular component: membrane. NCBI's taxonomy places the organism in Eukaryota, Metazoa, Chordata, Actinopteri, Cypriniformes, Cyprinidae. Gene Ontology annotation, biological process: potassium ion transport. The record is from RefSeq and is a predicted model, not a curated record.
UGUUGCCACCUUCCUCGCGUGACGUCAGCCCAGUUGUUUUGGGUCCCUCGGCCAAUCGGGAGCGCGCUCGCGCUUCUACAGAAGCCGAGGUGGGUCCAACCUCGCGCCAGCUUUUAUCCUCCGUUACUCAUCACAACGCCCCCUCGGUAGGGCAAUGCACGGGGCUCUGCUUUAAACAGCAGCUCUGAGAUGGAAACCCCAUUGCAGUUGCAGAACGAUUUCUAUCCAGAGCAGCAGCAGCACUAUAAGCAGCACCAGCAGCACUACUGCGGACGGGAGGAAGAGCGCUCCAUCAGGCACUGCACCUGCAACAGCUCCUCCACCUGCGAGGAUGCCAGAAAAAGCCAGCCUUUGCACGGGACGCCGCUGGGAACUUUAAGGACACCGUCCGUCUCAUCUUCAACCAGGCAAGGCGCUCAGUACAGCGAGUUCACGCCCUCUAGUCAUGGUAGUUCAUCCAGACAUCAUCACCACCAUCAUCAUCCUCAUCGCGAUCUCAACCGGCAGCAAAUUCGGGGCAGUCUGGCCAGCAGCCACCGAGAGAGUAACUCUUACACCCAAAUAGCCAUGAGCAGCUGCAGAUACAACGGCGGCGUGAUGCGGCCGCUCAGCAACUUGAGCUCGUCCCGCAGAAACCUGCACGAGUUUGAUUCGGAGUCCCAGCCGCUGCAGCCCGUCUCUGCGGCGGACGCGUCCGACACGCUCGCCUCCAAGCCGGAGAACAACUCCACCACCCUCAUGCCUUACUCGGCGGGGGACGGGGGAGGAGGAGGCGGAGGUGGAGGGGGUGGAUGUAGCCACAGCGGCAGCAAAUCGGGCAAAAAGAAGAACCAGAACAUUGGACAGAAGCUUGGGCACAGGAGGGCCCUGUUUGAGAAAAGAAAGCGUCUGAGCGACUACGCGCUCAUCUUUGGGAUGUUUGGCAUCGUGGUGAUGGUCAUUGAAACUGAACUCUCGUGGGGAGCCUACGGAAAGGAGUCACUGUAUUCUUUAGCCCUAAAAUGCCUGAUAAGCCUUUCUACAAUCAUUCUUCUUGGGUUGAUUAUCAUAUAUCAUGCCAGGGAAAUCCAGCUGUUCAUGGUGGACAACGCUGCAGACGACUGGAGGAUAGCCAUGACCUACGAGCGCAUCUUCUUCAUCUGUCUGGAGAUCUUGGUGUGCGCCAUACACCCCAUCCCGGGCAACUACACCUUCACGUGGACGGCGGCAUUUAAAGUAUACCAUGACAACAUGGAUGUAACCAGCAAUUUCCUUGGAGCCAUGUGGUUGAUCUCAAUAACUUUUCUAACCAUUGGAUAUGGGGAUAUGGUCCCCAAUACAUACUGUGGGAAAGGAGUCUGUCUCCUCACCGGCAUUAUGGGAGCCGGAUGCACUGCUUUGGUGGUCGCUGUGGUCGCAAAAAAACUGGAAUUAACCAAAGCCGAAAAACAUGUACAUAACUUUAUGAUGGACACCCAGCUGACAAAAAGGGUGAAAAACACAGCUGCUAAUGUUCUCAGGGAGACGUGGCUCAUUUAUAAAAACACCAAGCUGGUGAGGAAGAUGGACCACGCCAAAGUCAGGAAACAUCAACGCAAGUUUCUUCAAGCCAUCCACCAACUCAAAACGUCAUGUAUGACCUGGUCUCGGACCUAAACAACCG